Molecule: messenger RNA, 1056 nt
Organism: Cordyceps militaris CM01
Lineage: Eukaryota; Fungi; Ascomycota; Sordariomycetes; Hypocreales; Cordycipitaceae
Product: WD repeat-containing protein
Exons: 7
Coding region: 1-1056 (351 amino acids)
Biological process (GO): mRNA export from nucleus
Cellular component (GO): THO complex part of transcription export complex
Molecular function (GO): protein binding
Source: RefSeq, a predicted model, not a curated record
AUGGCGCCAGUUUUGCGGCCCAGGCAGAGCCUCUCCAAGGAGCGCUUCCCUACCUACUUUGGCAGUUUGCGCAGCCAGCCGUACUCGGAUCCCAACUCAUCUCGAGCGCCCGGGGCCAACAAUAAUCUAAGAUGCAUCGCUUGGAACCCGCUAGGGACGCUGAUUGCUACGGGAUCGAGCAACAAGACGCUGCGAGUCUGGAAUCCGGAAAAGGCGCACGUCAAGUUCUCGACGGAGCUCAAGGGCCACGCGGCGCCGAUUGAAAAAGUCGCCUUUAACCCGACAAAGGAUGCGGAAUUGUGCAGCGUCAGCAACGACGGCGUCGUCAAGUUUUGGGACGUUCGAACCAAGGCCUGCUUCAACGAGGUUUCCGGGCUCGGCGACGCCUUUACAUUAGCGUGGGCACCAGACGGCCAGACGCUCAUUGUCGGCAACAAGGCCGACCUCAUAUACGUCCUCUCGCCCACAUCCACGACGCCUCUCUCGUCGCACCAGCAGGCCGUCCAGACGAACCAGGUCGCGUUUUGCUGGAGCGGUACCAAGAUCUUUGUCACGACGGGCGACGGGUGCACGCGCAUCCUCGGAUACCCGUCCUUUACGCCGCUGCUGGAGCGCGCGGCAGUCGAGGGCGCCGACGGCGACGGGGAGACGAGGCCGAGGUCGCGCGAGUUUGCGCUCAACGGGCACACGUCGUCGUGCCUGACGGCCGAGAUGCAGCCUACAGCGCGGUACCUCGCGACUGGCGGCUCCGAUUCCGUCGUUGCGCUAUGGGACACGACGGACUGGAUAUGCACGCGCACGCUGACGAGGAUGACCGGGCCAAGUGACUUGGCAGGUUUCACGUUUGACGGAAGUUACGUUGUCGGUGGCAGUGAUGAGGGCAGCGGAUUGGACGUUUGCCAUGUUGAGACGGGCGAGCUGGUGCAUACAUUCAAAACGGCGGGUUCCAGCCCCGUGGUGGCGUUGAAGCGAAUGAAGAAGAAGAAGAAGAAGAAAAAGAAAAAUAGUAGCCAAAUGCCCCCGCCAAGUGAUGAUGUAAAAGAAAGAGAAAAAUAA